CUUUAUCGACGCUCCAGAUCAAGUCAACGGAAGCGAAGUCAAGUCAAGUGCUCCAAUACUAGAACAUGGUAGAUGCAUAGUACACAUCGGAUACACUGAGAGAAGGAACAAAGCAUGAGGCAGACACUACGAUCUCUCAAAAGGCCCGACAAGCAACAUGCUGUGCGAACAGAUGGCUUGGCUACGAUGGAGUCUUCUACACCAGGCUCGCUCGACAAGGUAGCAGCUCAUACUGGUGAUCCUGUCGAAGCACUAGCCUUGGCGAUACUCGAUCACCCAGCACAUCCUAUGCACUGGUCAACAUUCAAGAAAUGGAUCAUCAUCGUCAUCUAUUGUCUCUUGCAGCUUUUUAUUGCCAUGACUUCGACAUCGUACGUCAGCGUCGUUUACUUGAUCCAGGAACGCUUCGGCACAUCUCUCCAGGUGACGACACUGGGCCAGUCGCUAUUCAUUGUAGGCAAUGCGGUGGGCCCAUUGUUCUUGGGCCCUCUGUCGGACAUUGCUGGCAGAAAGUGGGUGUAUGUUGGGUCGAUCCUCCUCUUCAGCAUCCUCAAUAUUGGCCUCGCACUCGCGCUCAACUUUCCCAUGAUGGCUAUUUUCAUGUUUCUUAUCGGUGCUGCCGGCUCAACAGCCCUCUGCAAUGUCGCAGGGUCCAUUGCGGAUCUGUAUGGCGAUGCCAACAACUCUGGUCAAGCUAUGGCGCUCUUCGUCUUCACUUCAGGUGCUGGCCCAAGUUUGGGUAGUCCAGUAGGAGAGUGGGUUGCUUUGAACCCAAGGAUGGGCCUCAACUGGCUGUUCUGGCUCAAUGUAAUCAUCGGAGGCGCUUUUGCCCUGGGCAUGAUCUUUGUGCCUGAGACCCUUCCCCGGGUCGUCAUUGAGCGUGCAGAUCGCAAACAGAACCAUGCGUUGUCGAAAAGCACAUCCGCCGUCUUGCAGAUUAGAAACGUUUCUGUCGUAUCUGAGAUUCGCUUCGUCGCAACAACGGCACUCCGCAUCUUCUUCACGGAACCUAUUGUCGCGAGUUUUGGUAUCUACAAUGGCUUUGCUUACGGACUACUCUUUCUUUACUUGACGGGCGUCUUCCCAGUCUUUACGGAAAACAACGGUCUUUCCUAUAUUGACGCAAGUCUGACUUACCUCAACUUUGCAGUGGGAGCAGCCGUUAUGUUCUGUAUUGUUCCCAUCCAGACGUGGCUGUACAAGCGCGACAAGCAACGCAAUGGUGGUACUGGCAGACCCGAAGCUAGACUGCUCCUCAAUCUUGUGACGAUUUGGCUAUUCCCAGGUGCACUGUUUUGGUUUGCGUUUACCUCUAGUGGCAACGUCAACUACUGGUCGCCUAUCGUCGCUGGUGCUGUGGCAGGCACAUCCAACACCAUGCUCUAUCUUUCCAUUCUGACGUACCUCUCUGAUGCUUACCCAAGUGUAAUUGCUUCAGCCAUCGCAGCUCUCUUACUGCCGAGUUUCCUCAUUGCUGCAGGGCUCGCGCAUGUUGGACUUGUCAUGUUUGAGAAUCUCGGCACACGCACUGCUUUCAUCAUCCUGGCGGGUGUAAGCUGCGGUCUGGUCAUUUUGACUUAUACAAUCUACUUCUUUGGUCCAUGGCUUAGACGGAGAUCGAAGCUAGCACGAGUCUUUUGAUAUCUUCUUUUGUAAUAUGUACACUUCUUUAUAUUCUAGGGCAAAUCUCAAAUUUCAUCAUAAUACAAC
This is a messenger RNA of Protomyces lactucae-debilis, 1710 nucleotides long. Its product is annotated as MFS multidrug transporter-like protein. Gene Ontology annotation, molecular function: transmembrane transporter activity. The record is from RefSeq and is a predicted model, not a curated record. Gene Ontology annotation, biological process: transmembrane transport. Gene Ontology annotation, cellular component: membrane. Bases 115 to 1641 code for a protein of 508 amino acids. Lineage: Eukaryota; Fungi; Ascomycota; Taphrinomycetes; Taphrinales; Protomycetaceae. The transcript has a single exon.